GAUAUUAUAGAUCAUCAGUGGAAAACUUCCUGAAAGAAGAAAUUGUUGGAGAGAAAUUCGGAAGUGGCAAAAUGGGAGACAAAGAAUUGACAACAGAUGUAGAGGACAGCAUGGAAAUUUUACUUCAUUCAUUUGUUUAACAAAUUUAUUCAGCAAAACUUUGUUGAAUACCUACCGUUGCUAGGUAUUGUCCUAGGCAACAGAACACAGCAGUGAACAAAACAGACAAAAAUCUCCUGCCCAUGUACAACUACAGCUGAUGAUGUCUUCCAGUUUCAAUAUAUAUAGAGUUGGCAUCUCUUUUGUCAUGAUGUGCAUUUUUUAUAAGUCAGCAGUAGACUCUCUAUCAGAACUGAGCCCACAGAAAUACUUCAGUACAUUGCAACCGGGAAAAGCCUCCUUAGCUUAUUUUUGUCAAGCCGAUUCUCCAAGAACUUCCAUAUUUCUUGAAGAACUGAAUGAGGCUGUUAAACCUCUCCAGGACUUUGGAAUUUCAGUUGCAAAGGUUAAUUGUGUCAAAGAAGAAACAUCAAGAUACUGUGGAAAAGAAAAGGAUUUGAUGAAAGUGUAUUUAUUCAGGGGCAACAUCUUACUGAGAGAAUUCCCUACUGAUACCUUGUUUGACGUGAAUGCCAUCAUUGCUCAUGUUCUCUUUGCUCUUCUUUUUAAUGAAGUAAAAUAUAUUACCACCCUGGAAGACCUACAGAACAUAGAAAAUUCUCUGAAAGGAAAAGCAAACAUUGCAUUCUCAUAUGUAAGAGCCAUCGGAACACCAGAGCAUAGAGCGGUCAUGGAAGCUGCUUUUGUGUAUGGGACCACGUACCAGUUUGUCCUGACCACGGAAAUUGCCCUUUUGGAAAGUAUUGGCACUGAGGCCAUAGAAAAUGCACAUUUCUACUUUUUUCAUUGUAAACAAGUCUUGGAUUUGACCCAGCAAUGUAGAAGAACACUGAUGGAACAGCCACUGGCUACACUAAACAUUCAUCGAUUUAUUAAGACAAUGGAAGCACCUCUGCUGACUGAAGUUGCUGAAGACCCUCAACAGGUUUCAACCGUUCAUCUGCAACUAGGAUUACCACUGGUUUUUAUUGUUAGUCAGCAAGCGACACAUGAAGCUGACAGAAGAACUGCAGAAUGGGUUGCUUGGCGUCUUCUGGGGAAAGCGGGAGUUCUACUCUUGUUAAGGGACUCUUUGGAAGUGGACAUUCCUCAACAUGCUAAUGUGGUCUUCAGAAGAGCAGAAGAGGGAGCGCCGGUGGAAUUUUUGGUGUUACAUGAUACUGAAUUAAUAAUAUCCCAUGUGGAAGGUAAUACACACAUUGAAGAAAUGCAAGAAGAUGAAGAUGAGGACGUGCAAAGUCCAGAUAUGGAUAUUCAAGAUGAUGAAGUGGCAGAAACUGUUUACAGACAUAGGAAGACACAGUUACCUUUGGAACUCACAGUGGAACUAACAGAAGAGACAUUUAAUGCGACAGUAGUGGCUUCUGAUAGCAUAGUGCUUUUCUACGCUGGUUGGCAGGCAGUAUCCAUGGCAUUUCUGCAAUCCUAUAUCGAUUUGGCAAUUAAAUUGAAAGGCACAUCCACUAUGCUGCUUACUAGAGUGAACUGUGCAGAUUGGUCUGAUUUAUGUACUAAGCAAAAUGUUACUGAAUUUCCAGUUGUAAAGAUGUACAAGGAAGGCAAGCACCCAGUAUCUUAUGCUGGUAUGUUAGGAACUGAAGAUCUCCUAAAAUUUAUCCUGCUCAACAGGAUUUCAUGCCCAGUGAACAUAACAUCUGUGCAGGAAGCAGAAGAAUAUUUAAGUGGGGAAUUAUAUAAAGACCUGAUCCCCUACUCUAGUGUGUCUGUGCUGGGACUAUUUAGCCCAAACAUGACCACAGCAAAAGAAGAUUUCACCAAAGCGGGAAACUACCUAAGAGGAUGUGUUAUCACUGGAAUUUAUUCUGAAGAAGAUGUUUUGAUACUGUCAAAUAAAUAUGGGGCAACACUUCCAGCUCUGCUGCUGGCCAGACACAAAGAGGGCAAAGUAGAGAGCGUUCCAUUCGCUAACUCCCAUGUGCAAGACAUAGUUCAAAUAGUGACAAAUGCAUUACUGGAGACAUUUCCAGAAAUAACUGUGGAAAACCUUCCCGUUUAUUUAAGACUUCAGAAACCAUUACUUAUUUUAUUCAGUGAUGGCAGCAUAAAUCCUCAGUAUACAAAAGCAAUAUUGACGCUGGUAAAAGAGAAACACUUGGAUUCACUUACCCCUUGCUGGUUAAAUCUCAAACACUCUCCAGUUCAGUGGACAUGCCCCUCCAAUAUGCCUUUGGCUGGAGCCUAUCCAAAGUGGUGCCACAAGCAUGGCAGUGUACCAGCAGCUGUGACAGGGACCAGCACCACUUCAAAGUGGUCCAGCUGGUCUUGGAAAGAGAAGAAGAUAACCACAAACACCAGUCCAAAUGCAGCCCUAGCAGUGGGCUGGGGGAAACCAGUUGCAAUUUUACCUGCUCAGGAAUGGAAACCUCCUCUUCCUGCUUAUGAUUUUCUAAGUAUGAUGGAUGCCGCAGCAUCUCAACAUCCCACAAGGAAAGAGCCUGAGUGUACAAAAGAAACUAACAUGCAAAAGAAUGAUAAAAAACAACAUGAAGAAAAAUCAACAAUCAGAAAAGAACCAGUUGAAACACUGAGAAUAAAGCAUUGGAAUAGAAGUAAUUGGUUUAAAGAAGGAGACAAAUCAUUUAGGCAUGACAAUAAAGAAUUGUGA
Molecule: messenger RNA, 2746 nt
Organism: Puma concolor (puma)
Lineage: Eukaryota; Metazoa; Chordata; Mammalia; Carnivora; Felidae
Source: RefSeq, a predicted model, not a curated record